Cyclopterus lumpus (lumpfish) is the source of this 1287-nucleotide messenger RNA. It is a transcript of the gene tbx20, whose product is annotated as T-box transcription factor 20. Lineage: Eukaryota; Metazoa; Chordata; Actinopteri; Perciformes; Cyclopteridae. Gene Ontology annotation, molecular function: RNA polymerase II cis-regulatory region sequence-specific DNA binding; DNA-binding transcription factor activity, RNA polymerase II-specific. Gene Ontology annotation, cellular component: nucleus. The coding region runs from base 1 to 1287 and encodes 428 amino acids. The transcript has 8 exons. Gene Ontology annotation, biological process: positive regulation of DNA-templated transcription; regulation of transcription by RNA polymerase II; heart looping. The record is from RefSeq and is a predicted model, not a curated record.
AUGGAGUACACUUCAUCCCCGAAACCGCAGCUCUCAUCACGGGCAAAUGCUUUCUCCAUAGCCGCCCUGAUGUCCAGUGGGAAGCCCAAUAAGGACAAAGAGACGGAGGAGAACACCAUCAAGCCUCUCGAGCAGUUCGUGGAGAAGUCCUCCUGCAACCAGCAGUCUCUGGCUGACCUCUCCUCCCUGGACGGGCACGGGGACUUCAGCGGGAGCGCGCCCGCCGUGUGCACGGAGCCGCUCAUCCCCACCACUCCCGGCAUCCCUAGCGAGGAGAUGGCGAAGAUCUCGUGCACCUUGGAGACCAAAGAGCUGUGGGACAAGUUCCACGACCUCGGCACCGAGAUGAUCAUCACCAAGUCUGGAAGGAGGAUGUUCCCCACCAUCCGGGUCUCUUUCUCCGGGGUGGACCAGGACUCCAAGUACAUCGUGUUGAUGGACAUCGUCCCGGUGGACAACAAGCGGUACCGGUACGCCUACCACCGCUCCUCCUGGCUGGUGGCCGGCAAGGCCGACCCUCCGCUGCCCGCCAGGUUGUACGUGCACCCGGACUCGCCGUUCACGGGAGAGCAGCUCGUGAAGCAAAUGGUUUCCUUCGAGAAAGUGAAACUGACAAACAACGAGCUGGACCAGCACGGACACAUCAUCCUCAACUCCAUGCACAAGUACCAGCCGCGGGUCCACAUCAUCAAGAAGAAGGACCACACCGCCUCCCUGCUCAACCUCAAGUCCGAGGAGUUCCGCACCUUCGUCUUCGUCGAGACCGUCUUCACCGCCGUCACGGCCUACCAGAACCAGCUGAUCACCAAACUGAAGAUCGACAGCAACCCGUUCGCCAAAGGCUUCCGGGACUCGUCACGGCUCACGGACAUGGAGAGGGAAAGUGUUGAGAAUCUGAUCCACAAGCACUCGUACGCCCGGUCGCCGAUCCGAACCUACGCCGGCGACGAGGACAACAUGAGCGAGGACGGGCACGGCGCCCACGCCAGAGCCUCCGCGUUCACCGCCUCGGACAACCUCUCCCUGAGCUCCUGGGUCACCGCUUCGGGGUUCCCGGGCUUCCAGCACCCACAGGCCCUGCCUCACCCCAUCCAGGGCUCCCUGCCCCCCUACAGCCGGCUGGGCAUGCCGCUGACGCCCACCGCCCUGGCCGGAACCAUGCAGGGCAGCGGGCCGUCCUUCCCUUCCUUCCACAUGCCCCGCUACCACCACUACUUCCAGCAGGGGCCCUACGCCGCCAUCCAGGGACUCCGCCACUCCUCCACGGUCAUGACGCCCUUCGUAUGA